AUGGAUCAGCAAGCUCAACAUCGCGGGCGGUCCCCGUCUGCCGGCCACCAGCAACAGCCUCAUAUAAAACAACAACAUUCUACGUCCCCCGCUCCGUACCCGGCCCAGAAUGAGCCCUCCAUCGGUCUCGGUCUCGGUCUUGAUCAAUCUGCCACCCAAGCCUUCGCCGGAGCAGCCACGUCCUCCAAUCCCGACUUCACAGCCUUUAACAACAGCAGUAGCUUCCUCAACAGCCAGCAGCCUGGUCAGUCAUUCGGACAGACCAGCCUGAACGACCCGGCAGGCUUUGCCGGCAAUCAAGCCAGCCAGGCCUUCCUCGAUCCGACCUUUGCUGGCAACGAAUUCUCUCUGUUUCCUCCAGCCAAUAGUCCAGGCCAAGGGGAUCACUUCAACUCGCCUCUCUUCGACCCGACUCUCAAUCCCACCGACAUGAGCACCAUGGCCAUGCCCCAGAGUCAUCAUUCCCCCACGCCUCCCCAUCUACUGAACCCUGAUCCUCACCAACCUGGCUCUGCUCACCACUCCCCUUCUUUCAACCAGCACCAGUUCUCGUCGCCCCCGGGCAACCACUCACGGCAUGCGUCACUUGGCCCGGAAGCCGCCCUUCUCCCCAACCAGAUGAGCGACUGGACCCAGCCGCAGUUCCAGGGCCACAGGAGAAGCCCUUCAGCACACUCCGACGUUUCGUCGGCUGCGCCAUCGCCGAACCUCGUCAGCUCCGACAGCUUCGAGGGCAUCGGUAAUCACUCGCCCAUGCAACGCCCUACCGACCCUGCCCUGUUCUCCUCAAUGCAGGGGUUCGACAGCUUCACCAUUUCCGACGCUACCCACAGCAGCCCGAACCUUCAGGCGUCGCGAAGCCCCUCGCAUAGCCCGGCCAUGUCGCCGCGCAUUCUUCCCCAGUCGAUGACCGAUCUCCACCAGCAGCCGACCUACGGCAUGGCAAAUCACAGCACAUACGGCGGGCUGCAGUCGUCGGAAGCUUUCCCCACGCUUCAGCAGCAUAGCGGUCCUGAAAUGCCGCAGAUGGCUCCUGCGAUCAACAUCGAGUUUGCGCCAGCAGCUCGCCAGAACUCGUUCGAACCACCGAAACCCCCCAUGGACCAAGACUCCUUGACACCGCCAGAGCGAGGACGACCGCGGUCGCGCCCUCGCGCCGUCACGGACCCGUUCAACAGCGGAGGAAAUGUGAUUGUGGGACGUCUUCACAGCAACUCAGACGCGGGCCUCUCCCCUCAUAUGAACUCGGGUCUUUCUCCUCGAUCAGACGCGGCGCGCUCGCUGUCACCUCUCGACCGCCAGGGCACGAGCCCUUCCAGGAGGCGUCAGUCGACAUCUGCAGUGCCCAACAACGUGAUUGCCCUGCGAUUGGCAGACCCAGAGUACCAGAAUGCGCAGGACAGUGGCAAUGCGAAGAGGGUCCAAAAGCACCCAGCGACGUUCCAGUGCAACUUGUGUCCCAAGCGGUUUACUCGCGCGUACAAUCUGAGAUCGCAUCUGCGGACCCACACGGACGAGAGGCCGUUCGUCUGCACCGUGUGUGGCAAGGCCUUUGCACGCCAGCAUGAUCGCAAACGUCACGAGGGCCUUCACUCGGGCGAGAAGAAGUUUGUUUGCAAGGGCGAUCUCAAAGCCGGCGGUCAGUGGGGUUGCGGACGGCGGUUUGCUCGUGCCGACGCUCUCGGCAGGCAUUUCAGGUCCGAGGCUGGUCGGAUCUGCAUCAAGCCGCUGCUCGACGAGGAGAUGGUCGAGAGGAACCGCGUCUGGCAGGAGCAGCGCAUGCAGAACAUGGCGCACAACAUGACGGCUCCCCAGAUGGGCGGCUUGGAGGCUCCUCCUGGCUACCCCAUGGACCCCAACGGCCAGUGGCUGCCGCAAGCCCUGCUGGUGCAAUACCCUGCACUGGCGGGCAUGAACUGGUCAGGCCAGGAUGCCAACAGUGGCAUGGAGGACGAUAUUUCGGGACGGUCUUCGUUUGAUGCUAGCGACUACGAGGGCGAAGAAGGCGGAUACGUCAGCGGCCCGGGUACGGGAUUCGGUGACGGAGGUGUGAGCCAAAACUUUGGCGAGGUGGGCUAUGCGAGCGACUAUGGCGGUCGCUAG
Verticillium nonalfalfae is the source of this 2103-nucleotide messenger RNA. RefSeq names its product DNA-binding transcription factor (gene CRZ1). The coding region runs from base 1 to 2103 and encodes 700 amino acids. Gene Ontology annotation, biological process: regulation of DNA-templated transcription. Gene Ontology annotation, molecular function: DNA-binding transcription factor activity, RNA polymerase II-specific; RNA polymerase II cis-regulatory region sequence-specific DNA binding. The record is from RefSeq and is a predicted model, not a curated record. The transcript is spliced from 2 exons. NCBI's taxonomy places the organism in Eukaryota, Fungi, Ascomycota, Sordariomycetes, Glomerellales, Plectosphaerellaceae.